This is a messenger RNA of Agrilus planipennis (emerald ash borer), 920 nucleotides long. RefSeq names its product ribosome biogenesis protein TSR3 homolog. Gene Ontology annotation, molecular function: rRNA small subunit aminocarboxypropyltransferase activity. Gene Ontology annotation, biological process: maturation of SSU-rRNA. The record is from RefSeq and is a predicted model, not a curated record. The transcript has 3 exons. The coding region runs from base 191 to 826 and encodes 211 amino acids. Lineage: Eukaryota; Metazoa; Arthropoda; Insecta; Coleoptera; Buprestidae.
AAUAUUUUGAAAAUAUCAAUAAUUUACAAUAACAUUAAACGAAUGAGUUUUACUUUUUCUAAAUAGAGUUUAUUAUAAAUUUAUUUAAUUAGUUUGCGCCUAGUGGAACGUACUCAAUGUGAUAUGUUUAAAUCAUAAAGGUAUAAGUACAAUAAAGAAUUGUUGCUUUUAUUUGGUUACAUAUUGUUAAAUGGAGGAAUUAAAGUAUAACGAUGAAGAGAGUGACGAGGAGACGGUGCCAAAAAUUCAUUUUUCCGUUGCAAUGUGGGAUUUUAAUCAGUGUGAUGCAAAAAAAUGUUCUGGACGUAAAUUAGCAAGAUUUGGGCUUUUAAAGCCACUUAAAGUGAAACAAAGGUUUCCUGGAAUUGUUUUGACUCCUACAGCUGCACAUUGUCUAAGUCCGUCUGACAAAAACAUUAUAGACACUAAGGGAAUAGCAGUUGUAGAUUGUUCUUGGGCCAAAAUUAAAGAAACGCCUCUUAAUUCUCUUCGUCCAACUUAUGGCAGACUUCUACCAUUUCUUGUCGCUGCAAAUCCAAUUAAUUAUGGUAAACCUUGUCAACUAAGUUGUGCUGAGGCAAUUGCUGCUGCACUUUAUAUAACUGGUUUUCCUGACAUUUCUGAAUACUAUUUAUCUAAAUUUUCUUGGGGCCACUCUUUCUUUGAAGUAAAUGGUGAUUUGUUAAAAAGAUAUGCAGCUUGCAGUGAUGGUGCAUCCGUAAUCGAAGUACAAACCAAAUACUUAAAGGAAGUUGAAGAAGAGCAAAAGAGUAAUAGGCUCAGUUUACCAGAUUACCCACCAUCUUCAGAUUCUGAAGAAGACUGAGUGUAAACUGGUAUAAUAGACUGGCUUUAAUGUAUUAUCACUGUUAUAAGCUUAUGUUAUUUUAUAAAUUAAUAAAAUGGAAAUAGCAAUAGAU